This is a messenger RNA of Leptosia nina, 456 nucleotides long. Lineage: Eukaryota; Metazoa; Arthropoda; Insecta; Lepidoptera; Pieridae. The record is from the annotation of a GenBank genome assembly.
AUGAAAAUUGUGACAACAUCAGAAGCAGCCCUAGAGAUAAAGUAUGCGACGACAGGGCUGACUCUAUUCUUGGUGGUGCCUCGAGGGCGGAGUCUGCGAAAUCUGGCCGCACAUAUGACGAUAACCAAUGUUCAAAGCCUUGCAGACAGAAUGCAAAGCAAACGCAUAGCCGCUAUUCUGCCUCUCUACACACUGCGCAUGACUUUGCUUCUACCAGCAAAAUUACAAGCUAUGGGGGUAACUCGCCUUGUAAAUGACGAUCAAUGUGAUGGUUUAAAGUUGUCACACGCAGUUCAAAGGAUAAUGUUUUGGUCAGAGGCUGGGCGAUAUGCGUUUAAAGAUGACGGAAUCGAAUGGGACGAAACUCCGGAGCAGACAAUCGUUUUUGAUCGACCGCAUCUGUUUUACGUUCGCUGGCAUAAUGUCACUAUAUUACAUGGAAACUUUGCUUUAUAA